Molecule: messenger RNA, 793 nt
Organism: Parathielavia appendiculata
Lineage: Eukaryota; Fungi; Ascomycota; Sordariomycetes; Sordariales; Chaetomiaceae
Exons: 1
Coding region: 92-490 (132 amino acids)
Source: RefSeq, a predicted model, not a curated record
UUGGUUCGUGGUUAUGGUUUACGGGUUGGUUUUCCGUAGACUCACAAGACAUGGAUGAAGCGCGGAUGCAGGCCAUGAGCUUGACCCCUAUAUGCCGAGCCUGCGUUCGACACGGCCGGCAGCAAAGCAGGGGGGUAUACUCAUCUUCAGUAGAGGUUUGCUCCUAUUUCACACUCUGACUCCUCCGUAUCCCCUUAGGCCAAAGUGCAAAGAAGUUGAGGCGAACUGUGGUCACAACAGUGCUGGUCCCACUUCACUUUCGAAAGCGCUCUCCGAGGUUCGGCUGUCGAGUCUGCCGCAUAUACAUGCUCGAAGCGCCAAGGCACUGCAUUCAAGGCGUGUGCCAUUCAGGGAAGCGCUCUUCAAGCCAAUAACAGCCGAACAGGUUCUGAUAUCAACUGAAAUUGUUUCUCGGUUUGCUUGGUCUCAUGGACUCUUGGCCACUGUUCUCUGCCAAGACAUGCUCCUGUGUGGGGUCCUCGAGGGCUGAAGGGUGAUGACGACAGUGGAGGUUGUGACGAUAAGGGUCGAACCAAGGCAGCUCUUUGUCGUUUGAGGAAAGCUGUCAAGUUUCACCUGCUCUUCUCUCCCGAUCUUGUCUCUCUUCAAUUUGAACGUUUCUGCUGACUGCAAGCUUGCCGACAACAAACUGUCAAAGUCCAAACCCAUCGGCAUCAUUCGGAACGUGUUUGACCGCCAAAAGAGCAGCCCUGCGAUUGCACCUACCCUGCUUCAACCCCUGCACUUGCUCGAGGCAGUGACGCAGCGCACCGACCAUCGCCGAAUCCCCGGC